GCCAAAAACCAUGAGGACAUCGCGCGUCGCAAAAGAGACGUCCAAGUACUUUGACAGCAAUGCAACUACUGUGAUACCCCGUCGCUCGACCCGCUCUAGUCUUGCUCGGUUCGCGUACAGCAGCAGCGCAAACGACGCAAGCAACCAUGCAGAUAAUGCACAUGCCAAGGUGACUCUCGGGUCUGACAUUGAGGAUGCCGUCAAGACAACUGUCACCCGCAAGCGGAAGCGCACCGAAACGGUAACCCAGUCAAUGCCCAUACGAGCUACGAGCAGGACGACAAAGACCGAAAUUAAGGCCGAACUUGACCCGGAUGCCGAAACCGAAACAAAGGCCCGGCCACGCGGCCGCGUGCGCAAGCCAGCGCGCAAAACAACCGACGCGGCCACGGGCGCCGUAACCGUCGAGCCGCCCUCGGACUGGGAGGAAGUCUACAACCUGGUCAAGGCGAUGCGCCUCACGGGCCCGGCGGCCAACGCGGCCGUCGACACCAUGGGCUGCGAGCGGCUCGCCCGCCCCGACGCCAGCGCGCGCGACCGGCGAUUCCAGACGCUCGUGGCGCUGAUGCUAUCGUCCCAGACCAAGGACACGGUCAACGCUGAGGCGAUGGCGCGCCUGCACACCGAGCUGCCGCCGCACAAGCCCGGCGCGCCGGCGGGCCUGAACCUCGAAAAUAUGCUCGCCGUCGAACCCGCGCUGCUGAACGAGCUGAUCGGCAAGGUCGGCUUUCACAACAACAAGACAAAGUACCUCAAACAAACCGCGCUCCUGCUCCAAUCCAAGUUCGGCUCGGACAUACCCACCACCAUCGAAGACCUCUGCUCCCUUCCCGGCGUCGGGCCCAAGAUGGCUCACCUCUGCAUGAGCGCCGAGAACGGCUGGGACAGCGUGCAAGGCGUGGGCGUCGACGUCCACGUACAUCGCAUCACCAACUUGUGGGGGUGGCAUGGUUCCCCGCCGACAAAGACGCCCGAGGAUACACGGAAGGCGCUCGAGGCAUGGCUGCCGCGCGACAGGUGGAAGGAAAUUAAUUGGCUGCUGGUCGGGUUCGGGCAGACGGUCUGUCUGCCCGUGGGCCGCAGGUGUGGGGAGUGCGAGCUCGGGUUGAGGGGCCUGUGUAGGGCGGCGGAGAGGGGGAAGGUCAGUGAGGGGAGGAAGAGGAGGUUGGUGGUGAAGAAGGAGGAGGAGGUGGUGAUGGACGGGGAGCAGGUGACGGUUAAGAAGGAGGCCGAGAUGGAGGUAGUGGUUGAGGGGAGGAGGGAGCGGGACGUGGUUGUUAAUGAGCCCGUUGAAGUGCCCUUGGGUAGUCCGAGAGUCAAGGUCGAGGAGACGUGAGGCGGUUGAUGAUGGGGUAGGUAUUGUGUAAGUGCAUUGUGAGACCGGCUCGGGUGGUAUUCCCGGAGCCGGCUCCGCUUUGAUACCCCACAGACCAUUCUCAUUAAGUAUCUCCUCAUUACUCCAGUCAGUACGAAGUAAAAUCUCUUGGCGCGCGUCGAGUCAUGGAUACGAUAUCGGAGGCCGCAUCCACUGCUGAUCGUCAUCGGUCGGCGCAAUCAGGAAAUGUGAUAGAACGCUCAACUUUGGUGAAUCAGUGGCAACAUAUAG
Messenger RNA from Parathielavia appendiculata, 1606 nucleotides. RefSeq names its product DNA glycosylase. Lineage: Eukaryota; Fungi; Ascomycota; Sordariomycetes; Sordariales; Chaetomiaceae. Gene Ontology annotation, biological process: nucleotide-excision repair; base-excision repair, AP site formation; base-excision repair. Gene Ontology annotation, molecular function: DNA-(apurinic or apyrimidinic site) endonuclease activity; oxidized pyrimidine nucleobase lesion DNA N-glycosylase activity; DNA binding. The transcript has a single exon. The coding region runs from base 11 to 1336 and encodes 441 amino acids. The record is from RefSeq and is a predicted model, not a curated record. Gene Ontology annotation, cellular component: nucleus.